Messenger RNA from Amyelois transitella, 393 nucleotides. Its product is annotated as protein slit-like. The transcript is spliced from 3 exons. Lineage: Eukaryota; Metazoa; Arthropoda; Insecta; Lepidoptera; Pyralidae. The record is from RefSeq and is a predicted model, not a curated record. Gene Ontology annotation, molecular function: protein binding. Gene Ontology annotation, cellular component: extracellular matrix. Bases 1 to 393 code for a protein of 130 amino acids.
AUGACCGUGCUGAUGGGAAUCACCCUCUUUUUAUUGACUUUUGAAAAAGGAGAUUUCGUGUAUUGCCCAAAUACACAUAGAUAUAACGUGUUUUGUACCAGCUACUUAGAAUCCAAUGAGAUAACCAGCAUCACGGCAGACCAGAUCCGCCACUUGACCCAGCUGACACGCCUGGACUUGUCCAACAAUAAGAUCAGCGUGCUCCCAAACAACACCUUCGAAGCUCUCAGCAAGUUGUCCACUUUGAUCGUCAGCUAUAACAGACUUCGAUGUGUACAGCGUGACGCGUUAAAAGGCCUGACGCAACUCCGAGUGCUUUCUCUCCACGGUAAUAACAUUUCGAUGUUAGCUGACGGGGUCUUCAGAGACUUGGAAUCUAUUUCACAUGUGUAA